AGUGCGAGGUGGAGGUUGUCGCGCUUGGACCGAGAAGACUUGUUCACAAGUAUCGAUUGAGGAUUUGCCAAGAUGAUCAGUGCAGUGUAUCUAAUCAACCUUAAAGGCGAAAUCUUGAUUUAUCGGGCAUAUAGAGAUGAUGUCAGCCGUGCAGCAGCAGAUGCCUUCCGAAUGCAGGUUUUGGCGGCGAAGGAAUUUCGUUCGCCAGUUCAAGUCUUUGAAAAAGCCAGCUUUUUUCACAUCAGGAGUUCUAACGUCUACCUUGUCGCUGCUACUCGAGAGAAUGUGAAUGCUAGUAUGGCUUUCCAAUUUUUGUUUGCGCUGGUAGAAGUAUUCAAGGGUUAUUUUGGCGGAGCAUUCGAGGAGGAAGCGGUUCGAGAAAAUUUUCCUCUGGUGUAUGAGCUUUUGGACGAGGUCAUGGACUUCGGAUAUCCUCAGAGUUGCUCUGUGGAUUUGUUGAAAACAUUCAUCAUGCAAGAGGGUCAGCAGCUUGAUCCUGGCCGUGCACUUGUGGCAGCCUCUCUUGCACCUGCACAAGUUACUGGUGCCGUCUCAUGGAGACGUGAAGGAAUCAAGUAUCGCAAGAAUGAAGUUUUCUUGGAUGUCGUCGAAAACGUCAAUCUGUUGAUGUCUUCUAAGGGAACUGUUCUGAAGAGCGAUGUCACUGGAGAGAUUGUCAUGAAGACCUACCUAUCAGGCAUGCCAGAGUGCAAAUUCGGUCUGAAUGAUAAGCUUAUGAUGCAAGGAGAGGGCAAGAAGGGAGGAUCUGGAUCGAUUGAAAUGGAAGAUGUUUCGUUUCACCAGUGCGUUAAGCUUGGCAAAUUUGACAGCGAUAAAGCUGUGACUUUCAUUCCUCCCGACGGAGAGUUUGUCUUGAUGAAAUAUCGUGUGUCGGACAACAUCAAUCUCCCCUUCAAGGUUUCCCCUAUUGUAAAGGAACUUGGAAGGACCCGUCUAGAGAUCAACGUGAAAGUCAAGGCACAGUACAGUAGCGUGACGGGACUGAACGUCAUUGUGAGAAUACCACUCCCUCCCAACACAGCCAAGGUUACCACUACUGCUGCUGCUGGCAAGGCCAAGUAUGAGCCUGAGACUUCUGAGCUGGUGUGGAGAAUGAGGAAGUUCCCUGGGGAUACCGAGUAUGCCUUGAGUGGAGAAGUGGAGAUGUCUGCUCGCAUUGAGGACAAGAAGCCAUGGUCGAGACCACCCAUCAGCAUGGAGUUUCAGGUCCCUAUGCUUGCAGCAUCUGGUCUGCACGUGAGGUUUUUGAAGAUUUACGAGAAAUCAAACUAUAACACAAUUAAGUGGGUGCGAUAUAUUUCCAAGAAUGGGCAGUAUCUGAAUCGUAUCUAAGAGAAGUUUUCCCGUUAAGAAUGAAUUAUUUGUUCUCG
Guillardia theta CCMP2712 is the source of this 1391-nucleotide messenger RNA. RefSeq names its product Adaptor protein complex 2 subunit MU (gene AP2M). Gene Ontology annotation, biological process: endocytosis; intracellular protein transport. The coding region runs from base 73 to 1353 and encodes 426 amino acids. The transcript is spliced from 18 exons. The record is from RefSeq and is a predicted model, not a curated record. NCBI's taxonomy places the organism in Eukaryota, Cryptophyceae, Pyrenomonadales, Geminigeraceae. Gene Ontology annotation, cellular component: cytoplasmic vesicle; clathrin adaptor complex.